AUGGAGGAAAGAAACAAAAUAGCUGUGUCUGAUCUGUUCAUCCUAGUGGGAUUUUCCAGUCUUGGUGAGAAACUGAAGAUUUUCCUCUUCCUGGUUCUUCUCUUCAUCAACCUGAUCACAAUAACAAGGAAUGUGGUCAUCAUUUUCAUAGUGUGGGUGAAUCCCCGACUCCACUCUCCCAUGUACUUUUUCAUCGCCAAUUUGUCCUUCCUGGAAACGUGGUUCACCUCGGUCACUAGCCCUAAGCUGAUGCUGAACUUUCUCUCAAUCAGCCUAACCAUUUCAUUCCAUGGCUGCAUUGCCCAGUCCUCCUUCUAUUUCGCCUUGGGUGGUACAGAGUUAGCCUUCCUCGUGGUCAUGUCCUUUGAUUGCUAUGUUGCCAUCUGCCACCCUUUACAAUAUGCCAUCAUCAUGGAGCAGAGAUUCUGCAUCCAGUUAGUUCUUGGUACGUGGGUGGGAGGUUUUAUGGUUAUGAGUUUACGGAUGCUCCUGUUUUCGAAGUUGAGUUUCUGUGGGCCAAAUGUGAUCAACCAUUUCUUCUGUGACAACACACCCCUUUUCCUACUGUCCUGCUCUGACACCAGUGAGGUUAGAAGGGUUGAUUCUAUUUUGAUCUCAACUUUAGUGCUGAGCUCCUUAGGCCUAACAAUGUUGUCAUAUGUGAGUAUCUUAUUUUCUAUUCUCCGAAUCCCAAUGGCCACAGGCAGACAGAAAGCUUUUGCUACCUGUGGCUCCCAUCUCACACCUUUGGCAAUUGCCUAUGGAAGCUGCAUUGUGUUGGAUGCCAGGCCUUCAGGAAGUUUUUCCUUGGAUGUCAACAAAGGGGUGGCUCUGCUGAACACUGUUCUGUACCCUUUCCUCAACCCCUUUAUCUACAGCCUCAGAAACAAGACUGUGAAACUCGUCCUGAGUUUAGGUGAAACGUUUCGGUUGGAUACUGAAAAGUUGCUCCCCGAUCUGUGACAUGCUUCCAAAUAGAUACAAGAAAAGCAACAGAAAGAUAAUGGAAGGGCAUGAAUCGAUCCACUAAUCUGAAGUCCAAUUUUGUGUAAUACUCCUUCCUUCACAUGUAUUUUCUAUAAAUAAAUGUUCAGUCAAUUCUAUUAUUCAAGAAAAUAAUUAGAAUAAUUAAACCUUCCUUUAAAGUGCUGAACUGUUUCCCACUUGAGAUCAAUGUGCAGUUAUUCACAGAACAAACACUGCACUGAUAGUAGCAGACCAAGUUUCCUUCAGGCCACACCACUUUCAGUAGGACUUGGGUACCAAAUAUCAGUUAGGCACUUUUUUCUCUUCAUGACUAUGGUUUCUGAGGACUUCACAGUGCCCUUGCAUGGUAAGAAAACAUUAUCAUUAAUUUU
Molecule: messenger RNA, 1358 nt
Organism: Dermochelys coriacea (leatherback sea turtle)
Lineage: Eukaryota; Metazoa; Chordata; Testudines; Dermochelyidae
Product: olfactory receptor 6F1-like
Biological process (GO): G protein-coupled receptor signaling pathway
Cellular component (GO): membrane
Molecular function (GO): olfactory receptor activity
Source: RefSeq, a predicted model, not a curated record